This is a messenger RNA of Monopterus albus (swamp eel), 1498 nucleotides long. It is a transcript of the gene psme3, whose product is annotated as proteasome activator subunit 3. The record is from RefSeq and is a predicted model, not a curated record. Gene Ontology annotation, biological process: regulation of G1/S transition of mitotic cell cycle; regulation of proteasomal protein catabolic process; positive regulation of endopeptidase activity. Bases 145 to 915 code for a protein of 256 amino acids. Gene Ontology annotation, cellular component: nucleoplasm; proteasome activator complex; cytoplasm. NCBI's taxonomy places the organism in Eukaryota, Metazoa, Chordata, Actinopteri, Synbranchiformes, Synbranchidae. The transcript has 10 exons. Gene Ontology annotation, molecular function: endopeptidase activator activity.
ACCUGCGCAUGCGUAGUCGAAACACCGGGACUGUCCCAUGUUAAUGUCGUCAUUUUUAAGCUCAUGCGAGUGUGGCUGACAAGCACAAGCCACACGUUUAUUUGAUGCUGUUGGGACAAUCCUCCGUCUCUUUCAUCCCAUAAGAUGUCUUCACUCCUCAAAGUGGACAAUGCAAUUAAAACCAAGGUUGAUGCUUUCAGGGAACGUAUCACUGCAGAAGCAGAGGAUCUAGUUGCAAAUUUUUUCCCGAAGAAAUUGCUGGAACUUGAUAACUUCCUUAAGGACCCAAUCUUAAACAUCACCGAACUGAAGGAGAUACACUCAGAGAUAAACUUGACGGUACCAGACCCCAUCUUGUUCUCAAAUCUGCAUGACGGACUAGAAGCGCAAAAUGCCAAAAAGAGAAAGCUUGAGGAUGGAGGUGCUGAGGACAUGGUGACUGGCACUAAGGUCUUCGUCAUGCCUGGUGGGAUGAUGAAGAGCAACACAAACCUUGUUGAUCUUAUCGAGAAGGUCAAGCCAGAGAUCAGGACACUUAUAGAGAAGUGUAACACGGUCAAAAUGUGGGUUCAGCUGCUCAUCCCCAGGAUAGAGGAUGGCAACAACUUUGGAGUAUCAAUCCAGGAAGAAACAGUAGCUGAACUCAGAACAGUCGAAGGGGAGGCAGCAUCUUACCUCGACCAGAUAUCAAGAUAUUACAUCACAAGGGCAAAGCUGGUUUCUAAAAUUGCAAAAUAUCCACAUGUGGAGGACUAUCGGCGCACAGUAACCGAGAUUGAUGAGAAGGAAUACAUCAGUCUGAAGAUCAUAGUUUCGGAGCUCAGAAAUCAAUACGUAACGUUGCAUGACAUGAUCCUGAAGAACAUUGAGAAGAUCAAGAGGCCUCGAAGCAGUAAUGCUGAUGCCUUGUACUGAUGAUCAUCCAGCUGUCUCCGCCCCCAAGUCCCUGUUGAGUUGCAGUAGUCUGGCCCUAGUCCCUUCAGGACUACAGUGAGACAUUCGCCUAUGUCUAUACAAUCAACACUCAACAUAGCUUCCAUAGACUGAAAGAACGCUUUGUGCUUUUGUUUUAAUUGUAAAAUAUUUUUGUUUUAAACACUUUGAAGACAUAAUUGUUCUCUGAAAACUAGGAGAUGGAUCAUAGAUACCAAAAACUAUGUAUUUUUUAAUUAAACAUUUUGUCCUCAGAUCCUGAUGAAAUUGCUUCAUUUGUAGCUAUUAAGAAAAAUUCUGUGGCUUGUUUUGUACCCACUGCUUCAGUGAAUGUUAUUUUUUUUUUAUUUGUGUUAUUGGACUAUUGAUGCAUCUUCUGGAGGACAGUUUAUAGAAGAUGCAACACAAGGUGUUUUUUUUCCCUCAAUGUUACACAUUAUAGUCGUAAAUAUAAACAUUAAGCACGUUUUAGGUCCAUAGACAUUGAUUUUCAGUGAAAAUUCAUGUCACAGCAUCCCUUAUGUUGAGGCUUUGAUUCAACUGAAUAAAAUCUUUUUUGAUAAAA